Messenger RNA from Seriola aureovittata, 1644 nucleotides. RefSeq names its product fibroblast growth factor 21 (gene fgf21). Lineage: Eukaryota; Metazoa; Chordata; Actinopteri; Carangiformes; Carangidae. Gene Ontology annotation, biological process: cell differentiation; positive regulation of cell population proliferation; animal organ morphogenesis. Gene Ontology annotation, cellular component: cytoplasm. The coding region runs from base 506 to 961 and encodes 151 amino acids. The record is from RefSeq and is a predicted model, not a curated record. Gene Ontology annotation, molecular function: fibroblast growth factor receptor binding; growth factor activity. The transcript is spliced from 3 exons.
CGUUACUCUCAUGAAGUAGGACCUCCUUCUCCUAACUGCUUUAUAAGGGCACAAAACUUGCUCCUGUUCAGAAUUUGAUCUAAAAGAACUUGCUUGUAUACUAUUUAUUAUUUAUUUUUCGUCCUUAUUAAGCUAUUUAUUUUCUAUUUAUUCCUCAUUUGUCUUCUUUCAAGAGUCCCUUUACCUUUUUUCCAAAUGUUUUUUUUUCCACACACACCUUUCUCUUGCCUGUCCUCUUUUCUCCUAAUCAUUCCACUUCCUUUCUCGCUGUCAUUUUAUCUCACUGACUCCAACCCACUUUUAUCCUUUAAUAAUCAAGUCAGAGAAGGGCAUCUCUACACAGGUAAUUAUAAUUAUUUUCAUUUUAGUAAUUUAAAAACAAUUUUGUGAAAAUAUGGGAAUUUUGACAAGACAAUUUUGAUCUUAAACACCUUAAAUACUUUAUCAUGCUGAUUUUGUUGUUCCCUCUCCCUUUCUUAUUUUUGCAGAAAACCACAGAAGAGGCAUGUAUCUGCAGAUGACCCUGGAUGGCAGAGUGUCAGGAAGUGAUGUCCAGACUCCUUACAGUGUGCUGCAGCUGAAAUCAGUCAAACCAGGCCAUAUAGUCAUCAAGGGAGAGUCAUCAUCCCGGUUUCUCUGUGUGGACAGUGGAGGCCGUUUGAGGGGGCAGAGACUGUACACAGAGGCUGACUGCACCUUCCGAGAGCUGCUGCUGGCAGACGGAUACACCCGUUUCCUCUCCUCGCACCAUGGAUUUCCUGUGUCUCUGGCAUCAAAAUAUUCCCCAGAUCGACUCGCGGUCCCCUUCACUCGAUUCCUACCACUUAGGAAUACUCUGAGCGGGGAGAGUGUGUCAGACCAACCACCAAACAAUCAGAGACAUUUCAACAUGGAGUCUGAUGAUCUUCUUGGAAUGGGCCUAAAUUCUAUGGUCAGUCCUCAGUUCUCAAUGGAGAAGUAAAGAAAAUGAACUCUCUGAUCGUUAACUGUAUAUGCACCUGAUUAGGGCAAUAUUAUUGUAACUUAUUUAUUUAUUGUGUAUUUAUUGUGUGUGGUGUAUUUCUAGUGGUGUAUUUAAAGACAUUUGACAACAGGUUCUGUGAUUUUAGUAGUUUUAGAGCAUGUUUGUGUCUGAGGAAGAAAUGUUCCAUGUUGCAACAUCUUGUUGAUAUGUUUUGGUAUGUGAGGCUUUUGGAGUUUCUCUGAAUCGGAAAUCUGGAAAGUCCAGUAAGCUCAUGUUUGUACUACUCAAGUGUUUAUCAGACUGUAGAGGACUUUGGAAUGAAAAUAAACAUGACAUAAAUUUCACUUUCGUUUCUUUUUGCCAUGCAAUGACCCAGCAGUUCAGUCAUACCAUUUAUAAAACCAGGAAGGAUGAGAGGAACUCAUUCUGACCAGUGAUCACAGCUUUCAUAGUGGAGUAAUGAAAUUGAUGCUGAUUAUUGUGAGGACAGGAGCGCUCUCUAGUGGACAAAUAAGUAAUGAUGGCAGACAGAUCAACUUCCCUAACCCUCUUUGCUUAUGGGCUGUAGUGAGCAUCUAAAUCUUAUGUCUAGGUUGGUCAAACCUACAACAAAAUGUUUCUGUUAUACAGUAUAUGUACAGUUUAGUGUGUAUGUAUUUGACCAGUGGUAUUUCCCUACA